UAUAUCACAUUCACACUGUCUUCUAAACAACGCCAAAGACUUUGACACACUGACUCUCUCUCUCUCUCUCUCUCUCUCUCUCUCUCUCUCUCAGCCCUUAAGAGAUGUUUGACCCAUGAUGGUAACAACCCGACCUUGAUGAGCUUCUUGUCUUCUGAUAUAAAAGCAGAAGCUUCCUUCUGGGCUCACCUUUCCUCUUCGUUUGUUUCUCUCCUGACCAGAUUCUUCGAAAAUUCAAGCUCAGGGAGCUCGAUCUGAGCUUGAUUCGGGUUCUGAAGCUUCUAUCUAAUUCCUUUGUCUAUGUAUCUGUUCUUCUGAGAUGGAGCAAGCCGUUGAACGGUCUCCAAAUGCACGAAGGGGCUUCCGUGUUCAGGCUCCACUUGUUGAUUCUGUAUCAUGCUAUUGCAAGGUAGAUUCAGGGUUGAAAACGGUUGCUGGGGCAAGGAAAUUUGUCCCAGGAUCAAAGCUUUGCAUCCAGCCUGAUAUUAAUCCGAAUGCACACAAAAGCAAAAGCUCUCGCAGGGAGAGGUCUAGAGUUCAGCCACCUCUCCUUCCUGGCCUCCCUGAUGAUCUCGCCAUUGCCUGUCUGAUUCGAGUCCCACGUGUUGAGCAUAGAAAGCUCCGCCUUGUUUGCAAGAGAUGGUACCGACUUCUGGCAGGGAACUUCUUUUAUUCUCUUAGGAAAAGUCUUGGAAUGGCAGAAGAGUGGGUAUAUGUCAUAAAAAGAGACCGUGAUGGAAGGAUCUCAUGGCAUGCUUUUGAUCCCAUAUACCAGCUUUGGCAGCCACUUCCACCUGUUCCUGGCGAAUAUUCUGAAGCCCUAGGAUUUGGCUGUGCUGUUCUAAGCGGUUGCCAUUUAUACUUAUUUGGUGGAAAAGAUCCACUUAAGGGAUCUAUGAGACGGGUUAUUUUUUAUAGUGCUCGGACAAACAAGUGGCAUAGGGCCCCUGAUAUGCUUCGGAAACGCCAUUUCUUUGGUUCUUGUGUCAUGAACAACUGUCUUUAUGUGGCUGGUGGGGAAUGCGAAGGAAUCCAGAGGACUCUCCGCUCAGCUGAAGUUUAUGAUCCCAACCGGAACCGGUGGAGCUUUGUUGCGGAUAUGAGCACGGCUAUGGUACCCUUUAUUGGAGUAGUUUAUAAUGGGAAGUGGUUCUUGAAGGGACUAGGUUCCCAUCGCGAGGUAAUGAGUGAAGCCUAUAUUCCCGAAAAUAAUACCUGGACCACAGUUAGUGACGGGAUGGUUGCCGGUUGGCGCAACCCUAGCAUUUCAAUGAAUGGACAGCUUUAUGCCCUGGAUUGCCGGGAUGGGUGCAAACUUAGGGUUUAUGAUGGGCCUACAGAUUCAUGGAACAAAUUUAUAGAUAGCAAGCUUCACCUAGGGAGCUCCCGUGCACUGGAGGCUGCCGCUCUUGUUCCUCUUAAUGGGAAGCUUUGCAUUAUUCGGAACAACAUGAGCAUCAGCCUGGUUGAUGUUUCGAGUCCUAACAAGCACGUGGAGAGUAAUCCUCAGCUUUGGGAAAACAUUGCUGGGAAAGGGCACUUUAGGACUCUAGUCACAAAUUUGUGGUCAAGUAUUGCUGGCCGAAGUGGUUUGAGGAGUCAUAUUGUGCACUGUCAGGUGCUUCAAGCAUGAGAACUGGGAUUCAUGUUUGCUUAUAUUUCUGUUUUACAUCACAUUCCAGAUGUUUACAUUAGCUGCACUUCAUUGAUAUUGGGUUUCGGAGUUGAAUCAGCAGUGAUGUCCCAAAAGAUUUUGGCUUAUAUGAGCCGCGGAGAAGGAAAAAUGGCAAAACAACAUUGUGGGUGUUUCUCAUUGAAAUCAUUCUGUAAGCAAAUCAAUCCAAGGUUUCUUCGAGUUUGAAAAAUAGUGAAUGCCUAUUUUUUUUUUUUUUUUUUCAGCUAGGAGACUUAGAAGAGGGAUGGUUCACUGUUGGUUUCUGCCAUGGAAUUAUGAGGCCAUUUCUCGACAUUCAUGAACAGAUCAGAGACGAUUCACAACUCUGUAAAUCUAUUGUCACUUUUGGUCCAUUCUAUGGGGGGCUGUGGGUGUCUAUUGUUGGGUCUUUUCUUAGUAGUAUGUUAUUUUGGACAUGCCUUGUGAAUAUACAUGGGUUAUUUUGAAGAUA
Messenger RNA from Malania oleifera, 2126 nucleotides. RefSeq names its product F-box/kelch-repeat protein At1g55270. The record is from RefSeq and is a predicted model, not a curated record. NCBI's taxonomy places the organism in Eukaryota, Viridiplantae, Streptophyta, Magnoliopsida, Santalales, Ximeniaceae. The transcript has 3 exons. The coding region runs from base 320 to 1633 and encodes 437 amino acids. Gene Ontology annotation, molecular function: protein binding.